AUGUCGUCGUUGUUGCAGUCAUUAAUCGAUCCGCGAAAGAACUGGUUCGCCAAACAGCACAUGAAAGCUCUAUCCAAACGCCUCCGCAAAUACGGGCUCCGAUACGACGAUCUUUACGAUCCGUACUACGAUCUGGACAUCAAGGAGGCGCUCAAUCGGCUACCAAGAGAGAUUGUGGAUGCGCGUAAUCAGCGCCUUAAGCGCGCCAUGGACCUCUCCAUGAAACACGAGUACCUUCCUGAGGACCUCCAGGCAAGGCAAACACCAUUCAGGAACUACCUUCAAGAUAUGCUUGCUCUUGUGAAGAGGGAGAGAGCCGAACGUGAAGCUUUGGGAGCUUUACCUCUCUAUCAGCGCACCAUUCCUUAA
Molecule: messenger RNA, 369 nt
Organism: Jatropha curcas
Lineage: Eukaryota; Viridiplantae; Streptophyta; Magnoliopsida; Malpighiales; Euphorbiaceae
Product: cytochrome b-c1 complex subunit 7-2
Biological process (GO): mitochondrial electron transport, ubiquinol to cytochrome c
Cellular component (GO): respiratory chain complex III
Source: RefSeq, marked provisional